Messenger RNA from Ceratitis capitata (Mediterranean fruit fly), 5274 nucleotides. It is a transcript of the gene NAT1, whose product is annotated as eukaryotic translation initiation factor 4 gamma 2. Gene Ontology annotation, molecular function: translation initiation factor activity; protein binding; mRNA binding. The record is from RefSeq and is a predicted model, not a curated record. Gene Ontology annotation, cellular component: eukaryotic translation initiation factor 4F complex. The transcript has 5 exons. NCBI's taxonomy places the organism in Eukaryota, Metazoa, Arthropoda, Insecta, Diptera, Tephritidae. The annotation marks the transcript as partial.
UACGUGACGGCGACAGAUAACGUCGACAAUCGUCACAGUAGCUGUAACGAAAGAGUGGAUAGAAUUCUUUGCCCCCAAGUAAACGAAAAAGUUUCCACCAUUCCUCAUUCAACGCUUGGUAAUCACUUUUCGCAGCCUUACGACGACCCAAGGCAACGUUGGGAUCAAACCAACGAACCAUAUUCCGUCACCAUAGCGCACGACAGGAACUUAAAAGCAAGCACCAUUGAGGGAGGCAGUAGUACCGGUGACACCAGCAUCGGCGGCAGCGGUUUACACCUCGCAAUAACGGCUCAUAAAACUAAUACUGAGCGUUUUAACGACAAUUCGUGUAACCGAGGAGGAGGAGGCGGCGGCGUCAGCGUCAGCUGCGGUGGCCAAUCCCCGCCCACACCAACGGUUGGGAAGACACUGCUAAAUACAAGCCCUAAUCUUUUGCCCAUCACUACUGCUACGGAUACAUUUAACAAUUUAAAGAAUUUAGUAAAAAUCGAUAAGGGUUCAAGUCCAACAAACGGAAACACCAAUAGUGGUGGUGGUAGUUAUCGCCCGAAAGGGAAUAACAUUGGCGGUUAUAAGAAUAGUGGCAACCUUGGUCAUAACAUUGUUGUUUCACCAACAUCCGCAGAAGAACGCGGUUUAAUCUCCAACGGUAGCGGAUCAGCUGGUUCGGGUAUCAGUGUUGGAGGGCGUGCUGGAGCAGGUAACGCUUCGGGAUAUAUUGGUACAACAUUUAAUAGGAACUCCGCCAAAAUUCGUCAAUACGAUUCUGACGUAAGCCCACGGCCUCGACGAACUUACCAGGGUGACUCGUCGUCGUCGCGUUACUAUAGCAAAAAUAGUGACACUUUGGGACAGGGCCCCAAAUCAUCAAUUGGACCUGGCGGUAACGGCACUCUUGGUGGUGCUGGUAUCGGACGCGCUAUCAUAGGUAGCGAAGGUAAUAGCGGACGCGGCUCAUAUAACGCCGACGGAAGCAAUAAUAGACGUUAUAAUAACCAAGGUCCCAACGAUGGCGGCUACAACAGUGGUAAUCGUAAUUUAAGCAAUUCAAGUGGUGGCGGAGGCAAUAGCUAUCGUCAACAACAGAAUUCUCGGUACGAGAACGGAAAUGGGCAACAGCGGUCGUAUGGUGCCGCAUCAAACGCUGGUUAUAACAACAAUCAUUCAAAUAAAUCAGGAUACGGACCACGCAGUGGAUACAAUGAUGGAAAUGUAAACCCACGAUCGAAUCACCGCGACGAAUACGGCAGCGGCAGCGGCAGCGGUAAUAAUUAUCGUGACUACGACGAUACACCAAGAUCACGUUACAAUCAAGGAAACAGUAACACAAACAGUCUAGAACGCGGAAAUAACAGGCGUUAUAAGCCCACUGAGCCGGGCACCGGCAACGGUCACAUUCCAUCUGCUCUACGUCAAGGUGGCAUUUCAAUAGAGGAUCGUUACGAACGUUCAUCUGAAGGCGGCCGUGCCUAUAACAACCGCACUCCACCUGUACGAGGAGGAAAUGUAUCAGUAUCGACAGCAGCCACCGGAGCAGCAACAGGCGCACAUUCAUCUACACCUUCUUCCGUAAACUCAGCUUCUUCAUCGUCGCGUGGCAUUUCACCCAAUUCAGCUGGCGCUGCAGUUAGCACUCAGCGUCCUUCGCCAUCACCGACACCACCGCCACCAGCUGCGGGACGUUGGGUACCACCCUCUUUACGUCCACAACAUGGACUUACCCAGAGCGAGAAAAAUGAUGCUGUCUUCAGAAGGGUUCGAGGUAUACUAAAUAAAUUGACUCCUGAGAAAUUCCAAGAGCUUAGCGAUGAAUUAUUGAAGCUUGAUUUGAACUCAAUUCAGAUAUUGAAUGGCGUGAUUUUGCUAAUUUUCGAUAAAGCUUUAGAUGAGCCGAAAUAUUCGUCUAUGUACGCACAGUUGUGCAAACGUUUAUCACAAGAAGCGCCAUCUUUCGAAAAGGAUCCAAAUAGUUCUUGUACAUUUUUGCGUCUAUUAAUUGCUGUUUGUCGUGAUAAGUUCAAUAAUCGUCUAAAACGUGAUAACGCCGACGGCGAUAACAAUAACCAAUUCAAUAAAGUACAUCGACCUGAGUCACAAAUAAAUCUUAGUGAAAAUGACACCGAUGAAGAGGAGCGUCGUCACUUGGCCAAGCAGCGUAUGCUGGGUAAUGUCAAAUUCAUUGGCGAACUCCACAAAUUGGACAUGUUAUCAAAGAAUGUACUGCAUCAGUGCAUUAUGGAAUUGUUGGAUAAGAAGAAAAAACGUUCUGCCUCGCAACAAGAAAUGUGCGAGGACAUGGAGUGCUUGGCUCAGUUGCUCAAAACUUGCGGGAAGGUCUUGGAUUCAGAACAGGGCAAAGAGCUGAUGAAUCAAUAUUUCGAUACUUUGGAACGCCGAUCAAAAUCGACUGACUAUCCACCAAGGAUACGUUUCAUGUUGAAAGACGUAAUUGAACUGCGCGAGAAUAACUGGAUACCCCGUAAAGUGGCGACCACUGAGGGACCCGUGCCUAUCAAACAGAUCCGCACCGAUGACGAUACAAUUAUACGUACACCGUUCGCACAAAGGAAUCGCGAUAUGCGCAAUAAUGACCGCGAUGGUGAUAAUUGGAUGAAUCGCUUCCAUAUUAAUCUUCAGCCAGGAUUCAAUGAUAUGUUUAGUAGUUUGAGUGUUACAGGUGCUUCGCCAAUUGUUUCACCGUUCGUUAACAGUAAUAAUCCGAAUCGACCCUAUAAUGGACGUGACCGCAAUCAGGGUGGUCGUGAUGGUAACUAUAAUAACCGUUACAAUAAACACAACCAAAAUGGUGGCAACGGUGGAAAUCGUGAAGAUGGACGAGGUGGUGGCCGUAAUGCUCAUAUGGGACGUGAUGGUGAAUCCUCGGGUUCAUCGCAAUACGGCAGCGGUGGUGGUAAUCCAUUGCUAAAUAGCAAAGAAUUGGCACCACGCUUCAAACGCAAUCUAAUAUCGACAAAUCAAGAUCCAGUCGAAAAUUUACAAAUGCGUCCUGCAGCCAACUCGCUUCUCUUCAAAGCGGCUUCACAAAACAAUAAACUGCCAACAAUGCUGCCGAUGUCUACACCACCAGCAAGUGGUAGCAUUGGUUUCGGCAAUGCUAGCUCCAAUCGCAGUGCUGGUCAGGGUAAAGAUCAAUUGUCAAACACACAAUAUCCAUUACUGGGCACACCAACAUCUCAUUUAGUUAAUCCUGCUCGCCCCUCAUCAACACCAUCGGCUGAAUACGAUAACGAGAAGAUUGCGCAGUCGACUAAUUUAGGUUUAAGCUCAGAUAGAGGAUUAAAACCUAUUUCUUCUUCUCCUAAUUUCGGUGCAGUUAACGUCACGAGCGCAGAAAAGGCAAGAGCCAAUGAUGGAAGUAACAGCACAGAUUAUCCAAGUAUCGAUGAUACUGUGGAGAAGAAACGCAGUGCAACGCCCGUAGAUCCACAACAAUUGAUCACGAAGCAAGGUUCUGUAGAGAAAGCAGCUGGUGCAGGUUCGAACAAACAGAAAAAAGAUAAGGCUUUCAACAAAGAGGAAAUAUUAAAGAAGACUACUGCUUAUGUUAAGGAUAAAUUCUUCUAUGAAUCUGAGGAUGAAGAUACAACAAUUACUGAAAUUCAGAAUACCAGCGAGGAUGAAAAUAAUGACAGCGGUGUGGCCAGCUCCGGUGCUAACGAUAGUGGUCAUGGCAAACAAUUCGCUACUUUAGUCGAUGGUUUCUUGGAUUUAAAAGUGCCUGAGAAAUGUAUGAAAGAUGUCUGCAUAAAUAUCAUAAUGGAUGUAUUGGAAAAGGCUGAAGACCGGUACUUGGAUCGUAUUGUUACGUUCCUACAAGCCGUACGCAAGCAAUGCAACAUUAAACCCAACAUCAUUCUAGAAGUGUUCAAACAAGUUAUUAACAAAAUGAAUGAACGCGAAGCAUUAAAUCCACGCAUAGCCACACAUGUUGCUGGACUUUUAAGCCGCGCGGUUAGCGAUGGAAGUCUGUUGAAAUUGAGCGAUAUUGCCAGUUACACAGAUAACGGUCAACAUUAUCCACUCUUCCUGCUUGUGCUGCAACAACUACACAAAUCCAUUGGCAAGGAAGCAUUAGCUGAGAAAUUCCGUGCCGGUAAAAUUGAUUUAAUGAACAGUCUGCCAGAAGUGGAUCGCAAUAAGACACGUUUAGCUGAAAUUUUGGAUGAUCGCAAUUUGGCCUUCCUCUAUCCACUGCUCAAAGUACAGGCAGAGAUGCUUAAACAAUUGACAACUGAUCCGAAUCCCGCAGCAUUCUAUAAGUGGAUCAAAAGCAAUGUCGAUGCCAAAUUUUAUAAAGAUACUGGCUUCAUAAAUGCACUCAUGACCGUGUUGGUGAAAUACAUAACACAAGAAACCACAUUAGCGGAAGGUACCGAUACAAAGAAACAUCCAGAUCGUGCCACUAUUGACAAGGAAGAAGCGCUGCUACUCAAAUAUUGCCAAAUUCUGCGGACAUUCCUUGGCGGUAGCAACGAAUUACAAUUGAUCGCAAUCUAUGCAUUACAAGUUUUUUGCCACAAUGAAAACUUCCCUAAAGGUAUGCUCUGCCGCUGGUUCAAAUAUCUCUAUGAAGCGGAAGUAAUCGAAGAGGAAACCUUUAUUUUAUGGAAGGAGGAAAUUUCGGACAAAUAUCCUGGUAAAGGAACUGCACUAUUCCAAGUUAACAACUGGCUGACUUGGUUGCAAGAGGCCGAGUCUGAGGAUGACGAUGACUGAAUUUAGCAAAUCCAUAUAUGCAAUAUGCGAAAAAGAAAAUAUAUUUAAACCCUAAUUAAUAGCCUAUUAAACUGAUAGAUAAAAACCCAUAUAACACUGAAAGAAAUGCAUAUGGAUAUGAAAUGAAAAAGCGUUGAAAUGUUCUUUAGCACAUUCUGAUAAUCAACACAAUUCCAAAUUAAAAUUGAAAAAAAAAAAAAAAAAUUUGAAAAGAAUGCUCCAGAAAGGCAAAAUAUAUCACAUGCACGCUACUUUCAAAAUAAUUAUAAUAAAAAAAAUAUAUAAAAAAAAAAUAAAAAAAAUAUUUAUAUUUGCAAAACAUCAACAAAAAAAAAUUAAUAAAAUUUUUCAAAACGACAUAAGAACAGACUUCAAAAACUGGGGACGAUUGCAAACAAACAAAAAAAAUAAAUCAUAAUUUUCAACGUAAAUUUAAUAUACUUGUACUAGUACUCCAGUUUUACUUUCUUCUCUCGAUCCUGCAAUAAAAAUGCAUUAUAUGCAAAAAAAAAUAAAUAAAUAAAUAACAAACAA